GUUCAUUUUCUGUUUCCCUCUGAACCAAAUUCUGAUCUCCCUUUCAUAGUCUUAUCUUUCCCACUGCAUUGACAGGAACCAUACUUACAACACUCCAAGACCCCACUAACCUAAAUAUCUCUUUAAACCAAUAUCUUCAACAAACACUUCUUGCAAGAGAACUGAAACCCAAUUUCUUUAAACCCUAACCCCAUGGAACUCUCGCGCCUCUUUGUUUCCGACACGUGCUUCUUCUCCCCUCCGAUUCGCUAUUCGCCUGUGCCGGCACUAUCCACCUUUUUCGCCGUAAACCUCCGCAUUAACCGCCGCCAGAGGAGGAGCCUUUGCUCGGCCUCCAACCAUGAUACCUUACUCGCAGGCGGUGGUCCUGUAGUCGCCGGCGACAGAGAGAAGCACGAGGAGGACUUGAAAUCUUGGAUGCACAAACACGGCCUCCCGCCGUGCAAGGUUGUUCUGAAGGAUAAACCUUGCCACAAUGAUCCCCAUAAGCCUAUACAUUACGUUGCAGCAAGUCAAGAUCUUCAGGUUGGCGAUGUUGCAUUCUCCGUUCCUAAUUCCUUAGUUGUUACGCUGGAGAGGGUAUUGGGAAACGAGACUGUUGCUGAGCUAUUGACAACAAACAAAUUGUCUGAAUUGGCGUGCUUGGCAUUAUAUCUGAUGUAUGAGAAAAAACAGGGGAAGAAGUCCUUCUGGUAUCCAUACAUCAGGGAGCUUGAUCGUCAACGAGGUAGGGGCCAGCUUUCAGUGGAAUCACCUCUUCUAUGGUCAAAAUCUGAGCUGGACUACCUGUUAGGAAGUCCAGUUAAGGAUGAAGUUAUUGAAAGGAUAGAAGCAAUAAGAAAAGAGUAUAACGAACUCGACACAGUUUGGUUCAUGGCAGGAUCUCUGUUUCAGCAAUAUCCGUAUGACAUUCCCACUGAGGCUUUUUCAUUCGAGAUUUUCAAACAAGCCUUUGCUGCUAUUCAGUCUUGUGUGGUGCAUUUACAGAAAGUUAGUUUAGCUCGGAGAUUUGCUUUAGUUCCCUUGGGACCUCCUCUAUUGUCCUAUCAAAGCAACUGCAAGGCAAUGUUAACUGCUGUUGAUGGUGCUGUUGAGCUUGCAGUUGAUCGUGCAUAUAAAGCUGGGGACCCGAUUGUCGUCUGGUGUGGCCCACAACCUAAUUCAAAGUUACUAAUAAACUAUGGUUUUGUUGAUGAAAAUAAUUCCAAUGAUCGUCUAAUAGUUGAGGCAGCUUUAAAUACUGAAGAUCCACAAUAUCAAGAUAAAAGAAUGGUGGCUCAAAGAAAUGGAAAAUCAUCAGUUCAAGUUUUUCGUGUAUAUUCUGGGAAGGAAAGGGAAGCUGUCUUAGAUAUGCUUCCUUAUCUGCGUUUGGGCUAUGUUUCAGAUCCUUCUGAAAUGCAAUCUGUCAUCUCCUCCCAAGGUCCAGUUUGUCCUGUAAGCCCUUGUAUGGAACGGGCCGUGUUGGACCAGCUGGCAGAUUAUUUCAAGACUCGGCUGACCGGGUACCCUACAACAUUGGCUGAAGAUGAAUCUAUGCUGGAAGAUGGUAAUUUGAAUCCAAAGAAGCGAGUUGCUACCCAAUUUCUUAGGCUGGAAAAAAAAAUCCUUCAUGCCUGCUUGCAUGCAACAACUGAUUUCAUAGACCAGCUUCCAGAUCACAGUAUAUCUCCCUGCCCUGCUCCGUAUGCACCUUUAUUAAAAUGAAAGGAACUGGAUGUCUGUACUGUACAAAUAUAUGGAUUUGGUGAACCAGGUCAAUUACAGUAGUAUAUUUGAAUCACAGCUCAAUGAACAAUGAUGCAAGAAUUCUGGAUUUAAAAGGUUACGGCUGGGCUUUUACCCCUGAAGAUAAAAUUUCAAUGUGUUCGUGUCCCUUGAAUUAGGCGUUGCUUCAUUCUCUGGGUAAGGAAACAUCAUUGAUCAAAUUUGUUUCACUGUCUUACUGUAGUUGCACUGAUCCUUAUAUUUGAGUGUUGGAACGACAUCUUCUGUAAAUGGAUACUUGAAUCACAAUAUCUAAUUCAAUUGUGUAUAUAGUUCUAUCGAUUUUGCACGUCAAACCAUCUGAUUGUAUUUUUACUUAAAAAAUUGGAAUAUAUCGAUGUGUACUUUUCA
Messenger RNA from Vigna radiata var. radiata (mung bean), 2115 nucleotides. RefSeq names its product fructose-bisphosphate aldolase-lysine N-methyltransferase, chloroplastic. Lineage: Eukaryota; Viridiplantae; Streptophyta; Magnoliopsida; Fabales; Fabaceae. Gene Ontology annotation, biological process: peptidyl-lysine monomethylation. The transcript has 13 exons. Gene Ontology annotation, molecular function: protein-lysine N-methyltransferase activity. The record is from RefSeq and is a predicted model, not a curated record. The coding region runs from base 193 to 1704 and encodes 503 amino acids. Gene Ontology annotation, cellular component: chloroplast stroma.